AUGGCGGAUCAGCUUCUUGCUUCGUGGCUCGAAAGAAAUGCUAAGUUCGCCGAGCACUGCGUGCCCCCUCCUCCACUCCUGAAGAUGCGAGAGAUGUGGCGGCAGCAAGGCGUCAAGGGAACAAUAGUCUUAUCUUGCAGCGAUCCAAGAGUCAUUCCCGAGCAAUUCUUGGGUAUGGGUCCCAGCGCUCCGGCGGCUGUUAUCCGAAACGCAGGUGGAAGAGCUAUGGAUGCGAUGCGAUCAAUCCAGGUGCUCAACACCAUCGCUCCAAUCGGACUGAUCGCCAUCGUUCAUCACACUGAUUGCGGCACGACUCAUGUCCUGGAUAACGAAGUGCGGGACAGACUCAAGCAAAUUUCUUCUCUUCCGGCUGAGGCCAUUGAUGCCAUGGAGUUUGGCGAGAUCACGAACCUACAAGACAGUCUCCGGCAAGACGUGGCGAUGAUCAAGACCGAUCCCACGUAUGGGGGAAACCCUCCGGCGGUGGUUGGGUUACUGUUGGAUAUUGAAACCGGGAAAUUGAGACAGGUGGCAUAA
Molecule: messenger RNA, 537 nt
Organism: Fonsecaea erecta
Lineage: Eukaryota; Fungi; Ascomycota; Eurotiomycetes; Chaetothyriales; Herpotrichiellaceae
Exons: 4
Coding region: 1-537 (178 amino acids)
Molecular function (GO): carbonate dehydratase activity; zinc ion binding
Source: RefSeq, a predicted model, not a curated record